UACAACACUUCCAUAGCUACUUUACCCGACAGCUUUGGCUCCCUCAAAAUGGAAUCUUUAAAUUAUAUAAUCUCUUAAUUGUGGGGUUAAGCUGCUAAUUGCCAGGAUGCUUAUUAUGAAAAUGAUCUACCUGAAGCUGCCAUUAUGCUCACACUGUGUUAUUAUUUAGUGUUCUGAUAACAUGCCCCGGCAGGGAUCUUGGCUUCCUUGGGGCUGUUAAUGCCGUCAGAUGCAGGAAGUUGCCGGGGAACGAGGAGGAUAUCUUCACGGGCGAGGGGCUCUGGACAGUGAUGACUUACUCUAUCUGAAGGAACAAAUGGAAGCCGAGGAAGAUGCAGAACGCCUAUUACGUCGCACAGAAAAACGUGCUUUUGCUGCAUUUAAGAAAGCAGCGAGUUUAGCAGAUUCAACUCCUCCAUCUUUGCCUUUACCUCUUCGAGUUGAACCAAAAGCAAAGAGCGGAAUCAGGUGA
Molecule: messenger RNA, 472 nt
Organism: Dendrobium catenatum
Lineage: Eukaryota; Viridiplantae; Streptophyta; Magnoliopsida; Asparagales; Orchidaceae
Exons: 3
Coding region: 230-472 (80 amino acids)
Source: RefSeq, a predicted model, not a curated record